Symbiodinium sp. CCMP2592 is the source of this 5427-nucleotide messenger RNA. The record is from the annotation of a GenBank genome assembly. Lineage: Eukaryota; Dinophyceae; Suessiales; Symbiodiniaceae.
AUGCUUCCGUCAACUUCCCAGUCUGCAGGGGACGUUAAACACGGGGAUGGGGUAGCAAAUGCCCCAGGCAAGUGGCAACCAGCGCGCAAACGCGCCUACCGACGAGCACUCGCCCGGGCCCAGAAAAGCCCGGCGGGCGGGGUCAUGUACAGAGGUCACUGGCUAACUGGAAGAGCCGAUCUUAAGGAUCGAGCUGACACCAAGAUUUCCCAGGCAGCCACGGAGGCCAGACCCACCAUCGAUGUACUUAGCUGGAACUGUGGAGGCCUCACCUCGGCCAGGUAUGCCGAGUUAAAGCAGUGGCUCCACAUGCAGACCCCACAGGCACGUCCAGGGAUCACCAUCAUCCAGGAGACAUUCUGGAAAAGCUCCAGUGAGUGGGAGGACGAUCUGUUCUCCUAUGUGCACUCAGGCACGAACCGCAAUAAAGAGGGGGGCCUGUUGGUGAUAAUAUCCAAGCAAGUGUGCCAAUCGAACCUUAUCAGGUAUGAUGAAAUUCAGCCGGGCCGCCUUCUCCACGUCAGGCUGGCAACGGAGCCGUGUACCAACUUGCUAGCAGUCUACCAACACUCAUGGCGAAGUGACCUCAGCACUGCCGCAAAAGAGCUGCUGCUCUCUAAGCGUGCCACGGUUUGGCGCAGGAUUCAGCAAUUUGUGCAUGGGACCUCUGCCCGGUCCCAACUUGUGUUGGCAGGUGACUUCAACUGCCCUGUCACUGAAUGUCUGCCUUUUGUUGGAAAGGGCUACCGUCGCAACGUCCGUGCGGGGCACCGUGAACUUCCGCCCAUGGCAGCUGACUCGGAUGAAUUUCUUGAUAUCUUGAAGAAUGAGGACUUGCAAGUACUCAAUAGCUUUGGCAAGUCGGGCCUGGCCUGCAGCACAUACAUCAACGCGUCGCAAAAGCCUGUCCAGGGAUCGCAGAUCGACUUUAUCAUCAUGCGCCGAUCUCAGGCGGAUGACGGCAGUCGCUGUGCCCAGCUUCUGCGAGACUUCCCGCUUCUCCCCAUUGAGGGCAUGUGGCAUUACCCACUGCGGGCACGCUUGCCGUGCCCUCGGUUGCCACGACACCAAAUGCGGGGACAACGCCUCACACCUGACUCUGCUUCACUGGCCUUGAACCAACAGCCUGUCAAGGCACAGCAGUUCCAACAGUUGGUGGCACAGGCACUUGACCAGUGUGUCGACAUGGAAGGAAUCAACACUGCACUUACUCAGUCCUGGUCCCAGGUCUUCGGGCCCGUUCGGCGACAGAGUACGGUCCAUGCCAAGGACUGUUGUCUUGCGAAUAUGUGGCACCAUAGAACCAGAGCCACACAAGCUAGGUCGUGGAUGGCCCGAUGGCACCACAUCUCCCGAUACCAGGCCAUUCGCCGCACUAUUCAGCAGCAUGUGCGGGCUGCCAAACAAGCCAGGCUUCAGCAACAACUUCUUGAUGCUGAGAGUGCGAGCACCCGAGGAAACCCCGGAGCAUUGUAUCAAAUCAUUCGUCGCAUUGCACCAAAGCUCCGACGGAGGAAACUGCAGCUGAGAGACGAGCAUGGCCGACUGCUUGGCCCCCGAAAGGAGGCGGAACACAUACUUGCUCACUACUCGGAAGUAUUUGCUUCAGCUUCUGCCACGGAGGACUCCUGGCUGACACAGCCCUUCCACUUCGAGGAAAUGGAAUUCCAGGCCGCUCUUUCUGAACUUCCGUUGCAUAAAGCCUUGCCUGCCCACUGUGCCCCUGCCCCACUCUGGCGCUGGUGUGCUGACACAGUCAGCUCGUGCACGGCUCGGCUCUUGAAGUGUGGCUUGCAAGCAGGAUCGUUUAGGCAGCAGUGGCCACUUGAAUGGGCGAUCUCAUUUCUGUGUCUCUUACCCAAAACAGAUCAGAAACUUGAUGCUGUGAUCAAGCUCCGCCCCAUCUCCUUAUUGCAUCCUCUUGGUAAAUCUUUCGCUGGCAUGCUUAUGUACCGGGUUAGGGACACCAUCGCACACAAGCUGGCGGACACUCCACAAUUUGCAUACUUAGUAGGGCGUUCAACAGCGGAUGCGGUUGAUCGGGCUGUGUGGCACAUCUACCAGACUAGGCAACGGGUCGGUCAACAGUACACGAUCCACCACAGGCGUGCAGGUAUACCUCAGCACGAGAUCCGCGGCAGCCUUACUCUGAGCAUUGACUUACGUAGGGCCUUCGAUUCCAUCGACCGGUGUCUUAUCGCUAAGUCGUUGGAGUGGGCUGGCGUGCCCACUUCUCUGGUCGAGGUCAUUGUCGGCAUACACGAAGCCAUGCGUGUUAGCUAUACUUCUUGCUCGGGAGAGGCCCUGUCCACCGCGACAGGACGCGGCCUCCGACAAGGAUGCCGUUUGGCCCCUAUCAUUUGGGCUUGCAUCACUGGCUAUCUGAUGGCCAAACUAGGCCCGUUACUUGAUCAAGGAGAGCUGCGUCCCCUGCUCACUCUGUUCGCAGAUGACACUCUGGGCCAAUGGGAGAUACAAUGCAAAGAGCACCUGUCCAUGGCAUUGACCCAGGUUGCCUUCCUACUCGACUUCUUGAAGGCACACAACCUGUGUGCCAAUACAGAGAAAUCGGUGAUCCUCAUCAAGCUUGCAGGUGCCAAGCAUGUGUCGCUCUGGAAAAAGCACACAACGCACGACCCCGAGCUGGGACUGUGCGCCAGAAUUCCGUGUCAGGGGCAUCAUGUAUUGCUUCCUGUCAAGUCCAAGCACAAAUACCUAGGAGUAAUGUUGUCUUAUAACCAUUUGGAACGCGAGACGGCUGCAUAUCGAACACGUUGCGCCCAGGCCAGUUUCGCGAGGAUCCAGGUGGCCACUAAGCGCACCAGUAGACUUUCUCUGCGCUGCAGGGUUCGCUUGUGGAGGGCAGUGGUGUGGACCACGAUGUGCUACGGCAUUGAUUGCACAGGCCUCGACAUCGUUGGACGCCGUCAGCUUUAUGCCACGGCAGUGCGACACUUGAGAGCUAUGGCCAACUCGCCGUCUCACAUCAGCAAGGAAACCACCUCGGCCCUUCUGCUCAGGCUGGAGCUGCCACACCCUGCGGAUAUGCUGCUGGACAAGGCAAAGGCCAGACAUGAACGCACUAGUCAAUCACAGGUCUUCGCAUUGCAGCCACAGGGCCUGACACAGGUUUGGGAGGCUGUUAGGAGCUCACUUGAAGUGCCAGGUAGGAAGUCCCCUGCUCCCUCCCAUCCAACCGCUGCGGUGACACCGCCGGCUGUGCAGUCUGCUGUGACACAGGAGGACAAUUGCCCACCUGCCGCUCAGAAUAGCCCGGAGGACCCGGUAGCCGUGCUAAACACAACACAUGCUGAGGUCCCGACCCCCACUGAGACGAUACCUCCGGCUCCGAUUGAAACGGGUGCCCAUGCUGACCUGGUGUGUCCUGUCUGUGACUACCAAGCUGCUGACACCACGGCCUUGAGGUACCAUAUGACCUCGAUUCACGGCCUUUCUGAGAGGGAGCUUGCCAUGGCCACAGCUGCACCGUUCAAGUUCGAAGAACAUUCGUACGACUUGAUUCAAGAGGUCAUUGAAGUCUGUCGUAAGUCGUCUUACUUUAUCCAAUCCCCGUGCCAGUUGUGUGGCAUUGCUUGGAAGGGGGCACGAAUCCGCCACCGCGAAGCCUGCGCUGUGCUCUUUGCUGCGCGGCUGCUAGCUGCUCACCACGGCUAUGUUUUCCGAGAUGAGCAUGGAACCCGAGCCCUCGCCUCUGAUGGAGUUCGAGUCGGUGUUCAACCAACCGCUGCCGAGCCCGUUCCCGUCCUUCCGCCACCCGCCGUCGGCACACCCGAUGGCAAGGGUCAAGGAGGGCACGGCGGAUAUUGGGGAAAGGGCCCGAACAAGGGCAAAGGAAAGGGCACUCAUCAGACACCGUGGCAGUCGUCUCAGGAUCCCUCGUGGCAGCUGGCACCAACGUCGUGGCAUCCGAGCUAUCCGAGCUACCAAGGCUAUCAGGGCUACUCGGACAUGUAUGUGACACAGCAGGAGAUCCAGCUGCUUCGGCAGCUGCUGGUGCGACACGAGUGGGAGCUAGCAGCUCUUCGUGUGGAUCGAGGGUUCGUUCUCCACAUGAGGUCGGGCCCGGACGGCAUCCUGAGAGAGGUGUUUCAAGCGAGCAAGCUUUGGAACGAGGCGAAGACCCAGGGUACCCUUCAGAAUCUUACAUUGCGCCAGGCUCUCCUCAUGAAGGUCUUCACUGUCCUGAAGGAUCGAAUGGAGCAUAUGAACGAGGGCCACAUCGCCACAGCCCGCAAGCACGGUUGGCUCAGCCGGGACGGUAUGCAAUGGCAGUAUCUGAAGUGGUCACAGACUCACGAGAGCCUCAUCCCGGAGGAUCCAGUUCGACAGGUCCCGCACGACUCCCUGGUGCAACACAUCACGUCGAUCCUUCGAGCAUUGAACAUGGACCACAUGAUCCACCGCUUUGCAGCGACUCGCAAGCUGACAGAGAAUGUGGAGAACACGAUGCCAUUCCUGUUGCAGAUCUCCCUUCAGGGCCAGACAUCGCAUCAACUGUUUCAGGCUCUUCAGGACUUGUGCGGAGCGGGAUGUCUUCAGCUUAUCGGCAUGACAAUGCGGCAGUGCAUAGGAGGCUCCUCCCCAGUGGACUUCCCCUCUCCGGUGGCUCCGGGUCGCAACAGCUGUUAUGCCAAUUCCUUACUUUUGAGCCUUGUGUGGACUGAAACCUUUCUCGGAUGCCAACUCUUCGAAGGUCCUCUGGGAUCAUCGCUGCGAUCCUUGGUUCAGGCUGGCCGGGCAGUUGACAUUUGGUCUGUGCUGCCCUGGAUUAGUGCCACCCGUACCUGGCGAGCACCUAGGAGGCAGCAUGACAUUGCGGAGUUUUUGCUCUACAUGCGUCCACAGCUCAAUGCUUCAUUGAUCGACGGUUCGUGGGGGACUGCGGGGUCCGCGCCCCAUCGUGGCUUGGAGGUUGUGGAUGAGGGCCACACGUGGCCUAUGCUGCUUGCAAACAGGCCCGCCUCAGCAGCUGAUGAUCCCACACCGUGUUCGGAGUGCGGCUUGCAAGACUUGCUAUCGUGCUGGCAUCAACAGGCGGAACCACAGGCGCUCCUGAAGCCGCCAAAGUUUUGUGCGAUUCAAGUGGGCCGUUUUGACAGCACGAAUGAUGGAGCUUGCAUUAAGACCGACUUCAAGCUUUGCCUGGAGCCCUUAGUGCACAUUCCUGCUUUUCGCGACAAUCUGCAAGAUGUGUACUUCGUUAAGUACUUUGUGAGAGCUUGUGCAGUGCAUCACGGUCCCACACCCGACAGCGGUCAUUAUCGCUCAAUUUUGAUGCCACCGAAUGGCGUGCUUGCGCAGUCCUUCUACACUGAUGAUAACGCCACGGCUCGCAAAGUAAAGUCCUCGGAGCUUGUGGGGAUCCAGCAAAACGCAUACAUCAUUUUCUUGCAGCGCGCCGACUGA